Messenger RNA from Triticum dicoccoides, 876 nucleotides. RefSeq names its product zinc finger CCCH domain-containing protein 14-like. The record is from RefSeq and is a predicted model, not a curated record. Bases 1 to 876 code for a protein of 291 amino acids. The transcript is spliced from 3 exons. Lineage: Eukaryota; Viridiplantae; Streptophyta; Magnoliopsida; Poales; Poaceae. Gene Ontology annotation, molecular function: mRNA binding; metal ion binding.
AUGACGUACUCGAGAGAGCUCCUGCUUGCCGUCGGCAGCUUGGAGGCAUGCAAGCUGCUGCCCGCCGACGCCGACUUGUCCAAGCACCCCGAUGACGCCGCACUGUUGGUUCCUUCCCAAAUUCUGGCUGGCCGCUCGGCUGGAAGAGCACCUGGAGGUCAGUCGAGUGGUGAAACUAGGUUGCUCCUUUCGUCUCCAGAUUUUCCAUCAGAGCCGGAGGCGUUUGAAGCAGGCGCAGGAAGCAAAUCCAAGCCAUGCGUCAGGUUCUUCAGCACCGCAGGCUGCCGCUUUGGCUCCAACUGCCACUUCAUCCACGACAUUCCGGCCGGCUCCCAGGCCGUCGCAGAAACGAGCAUUCCGAGUGGCCCAGCUACAGCACAAGACCAGAACGAGCUUGCCAUGCUCAAUCCAACGCUACCGCCCAUGGGCAUGGACCAACCAAGCCCCACCGGUGACCAUGCACUCAGAGCGCCGACGCCUUCCAGCGCAGCUCCGGCGAGCUUCGGCGCUUGGGCGACGGCCAAGAUCAGCGUGGACGCGUCCCUCGCAGGCGCUAUCAUCGGGCGGAGCGGAGCGACCAUAAGGGAGAUAUCCCGGGCCAGCGGCGCCAGGCUGCGCAUUCGCGACCACGAGCGGGACGCCGGCCUGAAGAACGUGGAGCUGGAGGGCACGCCAGAGCAAAUCAGGCACGCCAGCGCCAUGGUCUGGGAGCAUCUGCCGGUGCCCGGCGGAGGGCGAUAUAACGGCGUCAAGACCAGGCUGUGCGCGCACUUCGCCAGAGGGUCCUGCACGUAUGGCGACGGCUGCCGCUUCGCCCACAGCGAGAGCGAGCUCCGCAGGCCGGCUCCUGCUGCUCGAGAGCCGUGUGGUUGGUAG